GCGGGGACCACAGUGAGCCCGUGCGACGCGUGGCCUUGGGUUGGGUGCCAUGGACGCCUUCACUCGCUUCACCAACCAGACUCAGGGCCGGGACCGAUUCUUCAGAGCCACUCAGUAUACAUGCAUGUUGCUUAGGUAUUUGUUAGAAUCUAAACCUGGCAAAGACAAGGUGGUACUGAAGCUCAAGAAACUGGAGUCCAAUGUGAGCACUGGCCGGAAAUGGUUCAGACUGGGCAACGUGGUCCAUGCUGUCCAGGCAACUGAGCAGAGCAUCCGCGCCAGUGACCCGGUGCCUCGCGUGUGCCUCACGCUAGCCAACCUGAACCGAGUGGUGUAUUUCAUCUGUGACACCAUCAUCUGGGCAAAGAGUGUGGGCCUCACCUCUGGCAUCAACAAAGAGAAAUGGCAAAUGAGGGCCGCCCGCCACUACUACUAUUUUCUUGUAAUGAGCCUGAUCAGGGAUCUGUACGAAGUCUCCCUGCAGAUGGGACGUGUUGCACACGACAGGGCAGAGAGAGAGAAGUCAUCCCAGGACCCUGUGGGGUAUCACGUGGUUGAUGAGGAGACCGAGUGGCUACAGUCCUUGCUCCUGCUCCUGUUCCAGUCUCUCAGGCGGCAUCCUCCGUUGCUCCUGGACACAGUGAAGAACUUCUGUGACAUCCUGAUCCCUUUGAACCAGCUGGGGAUCUAUAAGUCCAAUGCUGGCAUCAUAGGACUGGGCGGUCUCGUGUCCUCUGUGGCAGGCAUCAUCACUGUGGUGUACCCUCAAAUGAAACUGAAGAUCCGCUAGGCUGCUGGAGGCCAAGGACCAGCACCUGCUUGAAAAAUGACAGCUUAGCGGGACAGACAUUUGUGUUUCUCACAGACCGUGUCACACUGUGCUUAGCAACUUGUAAUGUGGACAUAGAUGGGGCUGAGAAUGGAGUGUGAAGAUUGAUGCAUGUUUUCUCAUGUCAGUGACUUCUGGAUUUCUGAAUAUUCUCCCUUCCUCUAACAUGUACUGAGCUUCUCUUACAUGCAUAGUAAAGCCUCAGUGUUUGUUGAAUGAAAAAGUUGGAAAAAUACUCUGUCAAACUAAUAUGUUAACACUGCGAUUCAGUGUGGCCGAGGUUGUGUGGAUCCAGUUCAUGGCACUGUCUGGUCUGAUUGUGGCUCCCUUUUCCUCCCAUCAGGUAUUACUCCCCACCCCCAUCCAUAGCAGGAUGGACAGGAGCCGGACUUACAGCCUCUGGCCAUGACCGUCACUGCACCGGUGUACUUGCCGAAUCCUGAAAGUAGACUCAGAAAAGCACCAGGCACCUUCGUGGUGUGAAGUGUGUCUUUCAGUAAUGCUGUGAGUAAAAGUCAGGACUAGCUGAGGCAAAAGUAGGUGGAAGGUCACACGGUGCCUGUUAGGUAGACCUGGCAGGUGAGGAAAUUGACCCUGGAAAACAAACAAACAAACAAGCAAGCUGAGAUCAGAAGCUGCUCGUCCAGGUCCCUUCUGGGUGCUUUCCCUGGCGUGGUGUGGCCUUUGUAACUGAGUAGAAUUACAGGGCUCCAGAAUCUGCCUUUUGCCUCUUCUCUCCCCAAAUUUAGGUCUUUUGUUAGCGGUUUUUAUUCUAUCCUUCAAAAAUUAAAACUAUAUAGACUUGCCAUCCAGAUUGUUGUUAUUUAAAGCCACAUAGCAGUUUGGGCGAUUCCACAUUAAUUUUCUUAAAAAUUUAUGCAGUUAAAAAUUUCAUGUCUCCUCUGUGAAUGUAGGCAGGUCACAAUUUUCUGUAAUAAAUGAGAUUUCCUCGUUGGGUGACUGGGGGAGGUGGGAUAAAGCAGUAAGGACCAUUGAAGAGGAUGUGGGAGUAUUGACUCAGUGACAUUUACUAAGUUCCCACUUCCCAUCUUGCAUAUUGUGUGCUUUGGUUUGAGAGGCAUGAGGUGGGGAGACCGAUGCCAGCACAGAGGAGGCCAGUGUUGGCACUACCAGUAAUGACAUGCCACUUACGUGGAUGCAGAUGAGAACAGAAACGUGCACUGAAUAAAUUGUUCCCACAAACGUGACUGAUUUUCAAAUCCCUCCACUGUGAGCUUGAUGGUG
Molecule: messenger RNA, 2074 nt
Organism: Castor canadensis (American beaver)
Lineage: Eukaryota; Metazoa; Chordata; Mammalia; Rodentia; Castoridae
Gene: Pex11a
Product: peroxisomal biogenesis factor 11 alpha
Biological process (GO): peroxisome fission
Cellular component (GO): peroxisomal membrane
Source: RefSeq, a predicted model, not a curated record